Messenger RNA from Acanthochromis polyacanthus (spiny chromis), 787 nucleotides. RefSeq lists its product as uncharacterized. Gene Ontology annotation, cellular component: nucleus. The transcript has 4 exons. Lineage: Eukaryota; Metazoa; Chordata; Actinopteri; Pomacentridae. Gene Ontology annotation, molecular function: ATP binding; protein kinase activity. Gene Ontology annotation, biological process: protein phosphorylation. Bases 104 to 787 code for a protein of 227 amino acids. The record is from RefSeq and is a predicted model, not a curated record.
CAGUGAUAUCCUCGACCAUCCCUCUAUCACUAGAAGCGACCUCAGCAGCAACUCCCCCACCAGCAGUUGCGAUGAAUCUAGACCCUCCACCACCGUGUCCAUCAUGGUUAAGCCUGCAGAUCCAGAGAACAGAAUCAACCUGACAGGCUUGCCUGAUGAUGAAAGUGACCUGAAGAGCAGUAAGCUUGAGGACAGUGACACUGCUAAAGACACUGAGAACAACAAGGACAAUGAUGAAGACACUGAAGUCAAGAAGAAGGCGCAGAGAAAGACAAAGACAAAGAAGAAGAACUACUUCCAAUGCGCCUUCUCCUGGAUAAAGAAGAAGUGUUCAGGCUUCUGUGACAAGCUCAAAAAGAACAUUCAAAGUUCAUCCUCAUCUUCCUCUGAGGAGAGUACCACAAGCCAGCGUUCCGAAGUCUCAACAGGCUACACGUUCGUGAAAGAAAUCGGACAUGGAGGCUUUGCAUUAGUGGUGGAAUGUGUGAAGAACGACACCGAAGAGCACGUGGCUGUAAAGGUGCCCGAAUGGAGCAAUCUAGACCAUGAGGCGGAAAUCAUGAAAAAGCUCGUGAGCCACAACUCGAAGCAGUCAAACAUCAUCGACUACAAAGGAGACAUCUUCAUAAAAAAUAAGCGGCAACUGGUGUUUGAAAAAUUGGACAUCAGCCUGUGGGACUAUUUGCGGAAUUCACAACAGCAAUGCCACUGGAACACGUCCGCACAAUUAUUGAGCAGGUAUGACCUUCUAUUGUCUCCUUAUAUUUCUCUCCUUGAGUGGUGCUAG